UCCUACGUGGACGACUCAACGCGAACGCGAUUGCGAAACGAUCCGAUGCGAAUUUAAUGCGGUGCGGAGCGACGCGGCUACUCUGUCCUGUCUGCGCGCGAACCGUCCCCUCCGCGCCCUCCGCCGCCGUUCAGUUCAGUUUAGCAUUUAGGUUAGGUUAGGGUAAACAUUUGUCAUGGACGGACGGAAGCUUAUGUUGUUGGAAAAUUCAUAUCUUAAAUAUGAGAUAUUGAAGAAGUGUAUAAAGCAGAGAAGCGGAACUAAUACUGUGUACUUAGAAAGCCAUAGUCAUGGGGAAUUUCAUAAUUUGUACCAGGAUUUACGUACUCAACCCCUGUUGUUCAAGGAAUAUUGUCGAAUGUUACCUACUACGUUUGACUAUAUCUACUGUACAAGCCAUUAAACCUGUUCUGCAAUUUACUACAACAAAUUUUCAGGAACCUAUUUCUGUAGAAGAACGACUUAUGGUGACUUUGAGGUAUUUGGCCACAGGUAUACAAUUUCGGCAACUCGCUUUCUCGUUCAGAAUUUCAAAAUCUGCUAUUUCUACAAUCGUACCACAAGUUUGCAAAGCUAUAUGGACUCAAUUAGUUAGGAAACACAUGCCCGAACCUUCAGAAGAUAGCUUUAAAAACAUAGCGCAAUGUUUUUGGGACAGAUGGCAAUUUCCUAAUUGCAUUGGAUGUAUUGACGGAAAGCACAUUCGCAUAAAAAACCAAAACAGAAAGGUUCCAUGUAUUAUAAUUACAAACCCUUCUUUUCGAUUGGGUUGUUAGCAGUCACUGACGCAAAUUAUAAGUUUGUAAUGAUAAAUGUGGGUUCCUAUGGAAAAGACAACGAUGUCGGUGUUUUUGAAGAAUGCCCAUUUCGAAGAGCAAUAGAACAAGGAA
Molecule: messenger RNA, 890 nt
Organism: Acanthoscelides obtectus
Lineage: Eukaryota; Metazoa; Arthropoda; Insecta; Coleoptera; Chrysomelidae
Source: the annotation of a GenBank genome assembly